ACACAAAGGGACGGGGACGGGUGUUGGGUUGAGUACGAGUAUCGGCCAAUCGGGAUUCCAAUUCCAGUUCAAAGGGUUGGAUUAGUUAGGGUUAGGGUGGGAGCUGAGAGCUGUCAUUGCUUUUAUAGCAUUUUAAUUUAAUUUAUGUUUUGUUCUUUAUAAUUGUAAAACUUAUUUCGUCCUACCAUUCUUUAAAAGCAUAUAUCUUAUAUUUGGGCUUAAUAAAAUACGAUGUCAAAUUUCAGUUAUUAAAACCACAUGGGCCAUUUGUCUUCAAAAUUUCAGUUUUAGUGGCAAAUAAAUUGAGGUUUAAUUUUCUAACUAUUCUUUUGUUAACAAACUAUUUCAUAUUCAACAAAAAUAGUGGAUGGUAUUAGGUUGCUACUCUUUACUAAGUACUGUAAUUACAACCUGAUAUUGUUCUUAACCUCUUUUUGGGGGUUAUAGUAAUUGGAAAAACAAGACAUAUGCUUAAGCAUCAAAUCAAUUCAAAAAUAUUAAAAAAGGCAAUUUGAUAGCUUUUGGGCUCCCAAUAACUUUAUAGUUGGUAAUGUGUGAUUAUUGAUAGCAGGCCUAUCUCCAAUUUUGUUUCAACUUGUUAAAAUGGGAAAUGUCGAUCCACAGUAGAUGCCAUGGAAUCCUUGGGUAGUAAGGUCAUCCAGACUUUUGAAUCUAAGAACUUUCUUUGCACAGAAUCACUCUGAAUUGGAAUAACUUGAAUAUCACGUUCACAAUGCCUGGAUCCAAGUCAGAUGGCAUGUUCGACCACGAGAAUGAAAUCCUUCUUCACAAUAAAUAUGAAGGCCUCGACCUGAUAGGAAAUGGAUCACAUGGGUUCGUAUAUAAGGCGCGGGACCUGUCAAACAAUGGAGCAACUGUAGCUCUGAAGAGGAUAAUUGUUCCUAGCACCGAGGAGGGUGUUCCCAUUUCGACACUGCGUGAAGUGGCGAUGCUCAAGCAACUUGAUAAGUAUGAACAUCCUCAUGUUGUUAGACUUUUGGACAUCUGUCAUGGGCAGCGUUUGGAGAAGGAGAGAUCCCUCGCCAUGUAUCUAGUCUUCGAACACAUGGACCAAGAUUUGUCUCGAUAUUUGGAGCGAUGCCCACCCCCAGGCCUCAGUGAAGGGAAGAUUAAGGACUUGAUGUUUCAAAUUCUUUCUGGUGUAGAUUUUCUCCAUUCUCACCGGAUUAUUCAUCGAGAUUUGAAACCACAAAAUAUUUUAGUGGCCAAUGAUGGACGGGUCAAGUUGACUGAUUUUGGUCUAGCAAAGACUUAUGAUUAUGAGAUGAGAUUGACUACUGUGGUUGUCACACUUUGGUACCGUUCACCUGAAGUCUUGUUGGGUGUUCCUUACGCAUCUUCUGUUGACAUAUGGUCGUGUGGGUGCAUCAUGGGCGAAUUGUACAAGGGUUCACCUAUUUUCUGUGGUACUUCUGAAGGCGACCAGCUGGACAAAAUUUUCAAAAUCAUGGGCACUCCUACUGAGUGUGAAUGGCCGGAAAAUGUGUCAUUAAUGUGGUCAUCCUUUGAACGUCAUUCGAAAAUUCCUUUGCAACGGAUUCUUCCAGAGAUAUCUCUUGCUGGCAGGAGUUUACUGGAAGAGAUGUUGCGUUUCAACCCUAAACAGCGGAUUAGUGCCCGAUUAGCGAUGCGGCACGGAUUCUUCAGUCAAAGUGUUGACGAGGAAGCUAAUGUCAGUAAGUGAAAGUCCAUUAGUGCCUAUCAGAACAGAGUACCUGCAACCAACUACUUUAAGAUAUUUAGGUUUCAAAGGAUUCUCUAUCACUUUUCUUGUGCUUUUAGGUUAACAAUAGAAGCAUGAUUUUUAUGUAUUAAUUUUGUUAGUAUGGUAAAUGAUUAUACAAGGUAGGUCAUCAGAGAUUUUUACGAUUUGACUUGCUGUAAAUCAACUUUGAUUUGUUAUGUUCAAAGAAUAAUGUUGUAUGUACUCAUAUUUUCAAAAUCAUCAAAUACAAAAUCUUUUCAAAUUAAGAAGGCUUUUAUAGUUGAAAACAGACGUGAACUUUACCACUCAGACCAGUUAACUGAAAAGAUUUAUAUUUUGCUAAACUAUUUAUUAUGAUUAUCAUGACAGUUCAAAAGCUUUCAACUGACAUAGUUCCAACCCUCUUUCAGUCUUUUGUUAUGAUGGUUUUAUUUAUUUUUGUGAAAUUGUUAAUAUUUUGUAAAGAAAGUGUGAUUAUAAAAUCUGUUGUUAAUAUAACUGAUUUAUUUACUAUAAAAAUUGCUAGAAAUAAAAUAGAUCAGCAUGGUAGACAAAAGAAACAUCAAGAGAAAGUAAUGUUAAAAUAGUAACCUUUAUUCGUACCUUAUCGGUACAUUUAUUGGUACCUUGCACGUCUGGUAUUAUCCAAUUCUGGGACCAAUUAUAAUUUUAGAAAAUAUACAUCAGAUCAGUAAAAGGUGGUGACAUAAUUUGUUAAGCAGUUGUAUUAGAUUUGGUUCUACAUUGCUAUGUAUAUUUUUAAUAUAAUUUUGACAAUUUUGAGACAUUUAAACCUGUUUUCUUUUUUAAUUUAUGAAAAUCAAAAUCAUUAUUUAUAUUUCUAAAAUUGCAUAAAAAUCUUCAGAUUUAUUCACUUAUUUUAAUAAUAUGUACUACAAAGUAUAAGAUUAUUUGUUUAUUCAUUUUUUUGUUUCUCAGCCAAACUUUAGAAACCAGUAUAUUGUAAAAGUGUAACUUUGGAAUGCCACUGAUGUUUUAUAAUUCAUUAUUUGUAUGUGUUACUUUGAUAGUUUAUUGUUGAUAUUUGUUGUUUGUGUAAUAGGUUUAAUUUUUGUAAUAGUUUCCAUAAAUUCAGAAAUGGUAAUUUUAGCUAUACUAAUUUAUUUUUUUUAAACACGUAACCGUGCCAGCAAUAUUAUAUAUCAUACAUUACCCUGAAAAACUGUUAAAUUCCGUAGCUAUUUCAUAUUAUAAGUUUUCCUUAAUUUAAAGAAUAUAUUUGAGUAGGUAUUUGUGAUGUUUAGUAGGCUAUUACAUUUUGAUGUAUCAACUAUUUCGCUUUGUCUAUAUUUGAUCUAUCUAUUAUUUAUGUCUACUGUUGUUUUGUGUAAGUGUGCAUUUAUGUAGCAUUUGUUUAGAGCUAGUUGCUGUAGGUUUGUAAAUAAAAUUGUUUUGGUUACAUACUUUCAAAUCUAAUUUUUUGCCUUAUUAUAAGCAAAAAAAUACCUUACUCUGUUUUUGUUAAUACAGUAGUUGUGAUGAUAUUCCUGCAUUAAUACUUUACCUUUAUAAAAUAAAUUAGUUGGUAAUUAUUGUGCAUGAUAUUUAUACUCAAUAUUUUUUAUUGAUAUUGGUUGUAAUUUAUAGGUAAUUCAAACUUUGUAUUAAUUUCGUAUCAUAAGAAAUUUAAAAAUUGAGAGACUUGUGGAAGAGCAAUUUUUGAAUAUACUGCCUAUUACUGUUAUGUUGAAGAUUGUGAUUAGCGUUUUUACUGUAUGAUGUUCAACAAUGCAAUUUAAUAACUUGUAACUGCCGUAUACUGUAAUUUGUUUUAGGACUGCCACUGUAUACAAUAAAUUAUUCAUAUAUUUAUAAAUA
Homalodisca vitripennis (glassy-winged sharpshooter) is the source of this 3565-nucleotide messenger RNA. RefSeq names its product cyclin-dependent kinase 4 (gene Cdk4). Gene Ontology annotation, cellular component: cyclin-dependent protein kinase holoenzyme complex; cytoplasm; nucleus. Gene Ontology annotation, molecular function: cyclin-dependent protein serine/threonine kinase activity; cyclin binding; ATP binding. The transcript is spliced from 3 exons. The coding region runs from base 734 to 1705 and encodes 323 amino acids. The record is from RefSeq and is a predicted model, not a curated record. Gene Ontology annotation, biological process: protein phosphorylation; regulation of G2/M transition of mitotic cell cycle; G1/S transition of mitotic cell cycle. NCBI's taxonomy places the organism in Eukaryota, Metazoa, Arthropoda, Insecta, Hemiptera, Cicadellidae.